GCGCGCGCGAGCGGCAUGGGCUCGGAUCGUCUUAAUUUCGUAUAUAUAGUCAAAUUCCGCCAUCGACUCGAGCCUGUCCAUAAAUAAUAGUUCGUUUGGAUCGCGCUCGCUUGUAGCAGCUAGCUGCUCGCGGCACGUGUGUGUGUAUAUACGUGCACACAGCUUUAUCCGUGGCGCUUGUGUGUUGUUUUAAUCGAGCAAACUACAGCUACGAAAGAUCAAGUUCGCAAUGAUUAGGAGCGCAAGGAAACGGCAUAAUUAGAGGCGCGAAUCGCGGCCCGCAAUGACAAUAGUCAUUGUAUACAGGUAAAUACGCCUGCUACGUACGUACAUAUUUCACGUGUGUACGCGUUUCUAAGCAUAUAAUAUGUGUGAGCUGCCAUACGAGAGGCAUAGGCCAAGUGGAAGGCAGCAGCAACGAGCGCAUCGCAUAACACCAUCGUCGGGCUUUAAUAUACAUAAAGUCGCGCGCGGAGAGCUCGGCACGGCUGAGAGCGAGAGUCGCGCGCGGGAGGAAGAAGGAGACUCGCUAGUCGGCGUUUAGUCGCGAGGCAACACUUUUACGCGUGUAACAGACGAAGACAACGUCACAUAGAUAUAUACCUACACGCAUUGCCAAGCAGCUCCGAGAGCUCGGCCGAGUGUAUAGGUAUAUAGCUGGAAAAAAGUGCCGCAGCACCGCAACGCACGCAGACGCUGCAGUUUGUCUUUUCCCGCGCCCGCAUAACGACCAUGUCCAAAGUGGCCGACGCCGCACUCGAGCAGACCCGCGACCGCCGCCGAGACACUGAAAUUUCCUUCCUAGCUCGUCCUGCAGCCUUAUAGUGAUACCGAUUGACUUGGAUCAGGGCUGCAUACGCACCUGUCUCGACGCACUCGACCAAAUUGCACUUUGACGAACUCGACUCUUCUGGCCCCGCGAAUUCACUCCGAAAGACGACUUGCACAGCGAUCGCACACGCUCGACAUCAUCACCAUGUCGACUAGUACCGAACAAAUAGUCAACAAAGAGCCAUCCUGGUGGACGGGCCUCUCGGCGCGGGACCGUGGCCUGAUAAUAAUGAUCAUCUGCGCCGGCCUCGUAUCUUUCGCCUUGGUAAUCAGUUUGUGCGUCGUCGCGUCCAAAUCUCCAGACUGCCCGACUGCAACCGGUACCAAAGUGAGCAGCUACAGCCACAACAGCGCACGGCCAUGCAUGAGCCCGGCGUGCAUUCAUACAGCCUCGGUGAUGUUGUCAAACAUGGACCGCACGGUCGAUCCCUGCGACGACUUUUACGAGUUCGCGUGCGGAAAUUUCAUCAGGAACACGAUGAUCCCCGACGACCAGCAGAGCGUCGACAUGUUCACGUCGAUAGACGACGAUCUACAGCGGCAAUUGAGGGCGAGCCUCGAGGCCGUCACCGACGAAGACAUCAAGCCGUUCAGGCUGGCCAACGCCUUCUACCAGAGCUGCAUGAACCAAACCCAAAUUGAAAAACUUGGAUUGGAGCCACUGAUGAAGGUUUUGAGGAUACUUGGAGGAUGGCCCGUUCUACUAGAUGAUUGGAACGCCGAAGAUCACGACUGGAAAGAAUAUGUUUAUCAAAAUCAAAAUCUCGGCUACUCCGUUAAUUACUUCUUAACGAUGGAACUCGACGUCGAUCCGAAAAAUAACACGAGACGUUUGAUCGCCAUAGAUCAAGCCUGGCUGUCGGUACCACGUGAAUUCAUGAUGGAGGGUUUGUCACACGAGAUCGUAAAACUGUACUAUGACUAUAUGGUCGACAUCGCCGUGCUUCUUGGAGCCGACAAGAAACGAGCCAUCCGAGAGCUCGGCGACGUGCUUGACUUUGAAUUUCAGCUGGCUCAAAUGUCCAAACCAGAGGAAGAACGUCGCAACUCUUUCAAGCAGUACAAUCCAACCCCGGUGUCCGAGAUGAGCAAAACAUACCCGAGCAUACCGUGGUUGGAAUAUUUCAACAAGAUCAUGUCGCCGCUCGUCACGGUCAGCCCCGACGAGUUGAUCGUCGUGAAGGAGCCGGACUUUAUCCGCCAGCUCGAGGAGCUGCUGGCCCGCACACCUAAGCGCGUCAUCGGUAACUACGCCGUCUGGCGAAUCGUUCGCGACAACGUCGACUACCUGACCGACAAGUUGCGACAGAGGAAGCAGCUCUUCUGGGAGCGAGUUUCCGGCGAGACCGAGCGCGAGCCCAGGUGGCUGGAAUGCACUCGUCUAGUAUCGAGUGCACUGCCGAUAAGCGUCGGUGCAAUGUACGUGAGAAAGUACUUCGAUGAAGAUGCCAAAAAUAACGCCAUGGAGAUGGUUGCGGACAUACGAAAGCAGUUCCGGGUCAUCAUUGAGAAGGUCGAUUGGAUGGACGAGCGAACCCGAUUAGCCGCGAUCGAGAAGAUCGACGCCAUGGAAAAUCUAAUAGCCUAUCCCGACGAGCUGCUGGACGAUUCCAAGCUCGAGGAGUACUAUGAAAAGCUCGAGAUCUCCAAGGAUGCCCUGUUCGACAAUUUGAUAGCCGUCAAUCUCGUGGCGUCCAACUACAGCCUCGAGCGCUUCCGACAGCCUGUGAACAAGACCGACUGGGUCGAUUUCGGCGACGCCGCGGUCAUCAACGCUUUUUAUCUGCCCAACGAGAAUAGCAUGCAAUUUCCGGCUGGUAUCUUGCAAGGUCAAUUCUUUAACAAAGACCGACCGCAGUACAUGAACUACGGCUCAAUUGGCUUCGUGAUCGGCCACGAGAUAACCCACGGCUUCGACGAUCAAGGCAGUCAAUAUGACAAGAACGGCAAUCUCGACCACUGGUGGGCCCCGCAAACCAAGGAAAAGUUCCUCAAAAAAGCCGAGUGUAUAAUUCAUCAGUACGAAAACUAUAUCGACGAUCGCGUUGGACUAAAACUCAAUGGAAUCAACACGCAGGGAGAGAAUAUCGCCGACAACGGCGGCAUCAAAGAGGCUUACAUGGCAUACAAGCUGUGGGUCGAGCGAAACGGGCCCGAGCCUCGCCUGCCAGGACUCGACUACUCGCCCGAGCAGAUGUUCUGGGUUUCGGCGGCCAAUUCCUGGUGCUCCAAGGAACGCACCGAGUCGCUCAAACUCAACAUCUUCACGGACGAGCACAGCCCCAGCAAGUUCCGAGUCAUCGGUCCGCUCUCCAAUGUGCCGGACUUCGCCAAGGACUUUGAUUGCCCUCUCGGCUCGAAAAUGAAUCCCGUGAAAAAAUGUGUCGUUUGGUAGAUACCUCUCUCCCACUGGUUCUCAAACCUCACCAGCUUCGUUUCUGUGCCAGUUGGACGAGGCUAUUUUACACCGAUGUUUGUGCAUUUCCUAAAUACUGCAAAAAAGUCAAAAAGGCAGAAAAGAAUUUGUACAUAGAUUUUAAAUCGUCCAGUCUGUAGACGGUGAAUCUUUGGUUGUUCAGUAUUUUGUACUUAAAAUAUUUUAUAUUGAAUGUGUAAAUGUUAUUGUGACGAAUGCACCACCUUAACGCGGUUAUUACGCGUUAUAGAGUAUUAAUAUAUUAAUUUUUUUUAUCUAGGACAUGUGCCUUGAGCUGUAACACCGCAAAGAAUAAGCUCUGCUGUGAAUUUGUUACCAUAAUAUUAAUUUGAAUUAUUAUAACCAUUUUGCUGUGUAUAUUUAUAUCUAUAUGUAAAUAAAUAUCGAUCAGUGAUGUCUUUUUAUGUCAGA
Molecule: messenger RNA, 3679 nt
Organism: Trichogramma pretiosum
Lineage: Eukaryota; Metazoa; Arthropoda; Insecta; Hymenoptera; Trichogrammatidae
Product: neprilysin-2-like
Exons: 12
Coding region: 977-3226 (749 amino acids)
Biological process (GO): protein processing
Cellular component (GO): plasma membrane
Molecular function (GO): metalloendopeptidase activity
Source: RefSeq, a predicted model, not a curated record